AUGACGAACAACAAGCGAAACGGAUCGACUAUGAAAAUGAUCUGCGAGACCGGAAAUGAUGGAGAAAGUUACUUUGUUGAUGACUCUGUUGAUGCGCUCUGCCAGCGUACUCUGUGCUGUUAUUUAUAUGCAGCGGUGGCAUUGCAUUUACAAUCCAUCAUCCAUUUAUUGGAGUGGGUGCACACACGACCGGGCUGCUCUGCUCACACGGGAUUCGUCCUCCGGCGUCAGAGAGAGGAAAGCUUGUGCGUCCUUCUUCGUAUGGCGGAUGACGACGACGAUGAGGCGUUCGGAGGGUUCGCGUCCGCCGACACCUCGCAACCAGAAUUUCAAUUCAAGAGAGGCGCCACCGCUGACAACGACGACGACGACGAAUGGGGCGAUUUCGUGAAAUCCCCGCAGCUGUCACAGCCGGCCGACCUCUCUUUCACCGGAAAUCCCGUUUCCUCACCGCCGGCAUGGGUGAAGCCGAGUGGCGCUUUGCCGCUCUCGAUUUUCGGGGAUGCUGAUGAAGAGGAGGAGGAGAAUGAGAAGGUGGAAGUAGAAAAAUACAAUCAUGGUGUCUCCCUGGAUUUUAGUCCAACUUUAGCUCCAAAAGACACGUCAAAGCCUCGGGAUCUUGGUAUUAUCGAUAUCUAUAAUGGAUAUCCGGAGAUCAAGCCUGAUAGUGGAUCGGAUCCCAAUUCAUCUGGUGGUGCUGAUCCCAUCGAAAAUGGAUCUUAUUCGAACUCAAUUGGGAAUGCGGGUGGCUCAGCUGUUCCUGAGCUGAAUAAUGCGGGUUUUGAUGCGCUGGCGGAGAGUAGUGGCUACAACAAGUUCAGUUUGAAGCCUAACGUGCCAUUGGAUGCAAAUUCGAAUAGCGACUUGUUCUGGAUGCAGGGCUUUACUGGAUUUGGCUCUGGUUUGAAUUCUGCUAUUCCAAGUGUGCAGGAGUCUGGUUCGCGUUUAGAUGCUAAUGGUCAAGGGCAGCUGUUGGGCAGUACUGCUACUGCUGUUAAUGAUGAUGAUGGUGAUGAUGGAUGGGAAUUUAAGGAUGCAUUUUCAAAUUUUGGAACUGAAGAGCACAAUAAAGAUUGCUCAUUUGAUUUCCAUCCUGACAAAACUUAUCUGAAGGUUGAGCCAGUGGCGCAUGAAGUUUCUGAAAGAAGUUCAUACUCAUCUGCGAGCUUAAGAAACUCUAACAAACCACUUGAUUUGUUUGGGACUUCAAAUGGAUCAUUGAAUCUUUUUGAGACCUCAACUGAAUCUUCUGGUGUUGUUGCUACAUCCUGUGGUAUUUCUAGCACGUUCCAGGAAGUAGGCUUUGUUGGAAUUCAGCCAAAUGAGCUUACUUCAGUGGCAAACUCGUUUUUCGAUGAAAAUAACAAUAAAGCCACAUUAAAUCAUAGUAAGGAUGAUGGAAGUGAAGAGUUCGAUGAAGAUUUUGGUGAUUUUGCUGCUGCUCCUGCGGAAAAUGGACCGAAACCAGGAGUUGAGCCAGUGGCGCAUGAAGUUUCCGAAAGAAGUUCAUACUCAUCUGGGCUCGGAAGAAGCUCAAAUAAACCACUUGAUUUGUUUGGGACUUCAAAUGGAUCAUUGAAUCUUUUCGCGACCUCAACUGAAUCUUCUGGUGUUGUUGCUACAUCAAGUGGUAUUUCUAGCACGUUUCAGGCAGUAGGCUUGGUUGGAAUUCAGCCAAAUGAGCUUACUUCAGUGACAAACUCGUUUUUCAAUGAAAAUAACAGUAAAGCCACAUUAAAUUUUAUUAAGGAUGAUGGAAGUGAAGAAUUCGAUGAAGAUUUUGGUGAUUUUACUUCUGCUCCUGCGGAAAAUGGACUGAAACCUGGAGAAAUCUCUACCAAUGGUGUUCUUUAUCCUAAUGGUGCAGUAUCAGCACCAAAUAGCAAAGAACAGGUUGACUUAGUGGCGCAUGAAGUUUCUGAAAGGAGUACGUAUUCAUCUUGGAAUGGAAGUACACCUAACAAAUCACUUGAAGCAUUUGAGGGUUCAAAUGGAUCAUUCAACUUUGUUACAUCAUCAACUCCAUCAGCUAAUUCUGCUACCUCAAAUGCUAUUCAAAGCACUAUCCAAAAAGUAGAUUUUUUUGGUGUUCAGUCAAGUGUGGCAACUGGGGAUGGAUUUCCUUUGGAAACAAACUUAAUUAUUGAACAAGAUAAUUCUAGAGGUCUGUUAAAACAUAAUUCAGAUGUUGGAGAUGCAGAGUUUGAUGAAGAUUUUGGAGAGUUUACUGCUGCUUCAGCAGAAACUGAGCUAGAGCCAGAGGAAAAGGAUACAAAAGUGGAUUAUCUCACACAAGCCCUCCCUUUAACUUUUGGAAAUGAACAACCAGAAGCCGAUCUGUUUAAGCGCCAGUCUACUUCUGAUCAAAGAAACAGUCAAAUUCCUACUGCAACUAUUUCUGUCAACGAUUGGAUAUCAAGUUUGUACAGCCAACCAGAGCACACUUCUUCCAUAAACACUUUCCAAGAACCAGCCAAAACUCAGUUGUGCAUAUCUAAUGCAUUUUCCAGUUCCACAGUGGUAAAUCAUGAUGAUCAUCUUGAUGAAAGAUCCUGGAGUCAUAAGGAUGCUUUGGAGAAAAGGGUUGACAUUGGUGGCGAAGAUACAUCUUCAGAGCUGAAGCUGAAUAGUUACUUAGAUUUCUAUAUUAAAUUAAAGGAAGAGUUACUUUUUGUCGCCAAAUCCCAUUUUGGAAGAGUAAAGGAAGCUCAAAAUGAUGCUGCUCUUUCUGGUGAAGAUUCAACUGUUUCCUCUCUUGAUAGUGAAUUCCAGUUGGUCUGGAAAGAACUUGAUCAAAUGAACAUCUAUGGAGAAACUAAUCAGCAGGAUCACCAUCCUGGAGAUAAUAUGAAGGGAUUUGUUCAAGUAUUAGUAGAGCCACGGUUUCAAAUAAUUGAGUCAGAAUAUCACUUAUCAGAAAAGUUGUUGCUAGUGCAAAAGGAUCUGAGAUCUGUCGUGGAACUUAUACGACACACAAUCACCAUGCUUAAGAUUUUGACUAUUGGAAACAUAGAGGAACAGUUGGCAUAUAUAUCAUUAUGGUCCAAGAUGAUCUCUGCAUGUCUUCAAGAACUAAAACAUGGUGCAUUGAUCUGGAGUCAAGCUAAGGAGAAACAUGUUCAAAGACAGUUACUAACUGAACCUGAAGGAAGGGAAUUCUUUUGGGCCAUUGGGGAAAUCUACAGGGUGGUUGUUGUUCUUGGAGCUUCAGCCAAACUUUUCAAGCCAUGGACUCUAUUGAGUUCCGCAGACUUGCAGGGUAUCUAUAUUCUUUUAGACGAAUCCUAUGCUGUAUGGGCAACUUCAGGACUUGAAGAAGUCAUAUCAACUAUGUCUGCACCAAGACUGGAUGAUACUUCAUUGCUCGAGUCCAUCAAGCACAUCCUUAAUCUUGAUGAAUUUGAACUCCAGAAAUAUGUUUUUGCAGAAAACGAAUCUAGGUGUUGGCUGUCAAUCCUAACAGAAAAGGUGGCACCAGGCAUGAAGAUGGUAACAUGGGAAAACGAUGAAUGUUUUGUCACACUCGCAAAUCUGUGGGCAAAUUUGAUCAGCCGAAAUCCUCCAAAGUUGCCGCGGAAAUGUUUUGGCUGAUUUGGAGAAUUGAGUGAUAAAUCCAAUACCAUUGAUUGUUUUUUAAUCUUCUAGAACGUCUUUCUAGAUCUGUGUCCAGCAGUCAGUAUCAAGCAUGUUUGUACCAAGCUUCUUAUGAUUGCUUCUGUUGUGGCAAUACUAAGUUAUAUCAACAGGAUUAACAAGUCUGCUUGCUCGACUCAUUGGCGUUGGAUUGAGUUUGAUAACUGCAGAAUUAAGAUUGGAGUUGCUGAGAUGGUUUUGUCAGAGUGAUAAAAGGAAAAUCCUUCUAUAGGUCAUUCUUUAGUAUAUUAUUAAUACAGUGUAUUUGUGUGCCAAUGUGUAGUUUGUGUACAGGUUGACUGUGGGUGAAUUCCUAUAACAAUUUUGUGGCUUCCCUACACACUUUCAUCAGAAUUGUAAGUACCUAUAGUUAUUUAAUUUUUUAUACUAAGACAGGAAAAUUGUAUUNCUAA
Striga asiatica is the source of this 4046-nucleotide messenger RNA. The record is from the annotation of a GenBank genome assembly. NCBI's taxonomy places the organism in Eukaryota, Viridiplantae, Streptophyta, Magnoliopsida, Lamiales, Orobanchaceae.